Molecule: messenger RNA, 1383 nt
Organism: Esox lucius (northern pike)
Lineage: Eukaryota; Metazoa; Chordata; Actinopteri; Esociformes; Esocidae
Product: coiled-coil domain-containing protein 89
Exons: 7
Coding region: 303-1364 (353 amino acids)
Source: RefSeq, a predicted model, not a curated record
CAAAAUAUUUGUUAUUUUUAAAAUGUAGCUACGUUUCCGAUUAAACAUGGUUUUUUACUGUAUGCCUCCGCUCCGAAGAAAUAGCUGUGAAUACAAUUUAAAAAGGGAUUGACGGGAUUCAUGUUUAAUGGGGAAGUCAACGGAAAGGACUGUUGCCUGUAGCAACACCUAAAACUUUGGGGCUCUCCAACAAGAACAAGUAGUAGAGUAGCUACCUGUAGCUACCUAGCUUGCACAGAUAACGAUACGGAUUUGCGCACCAAUCUCGAUACAAUACCUUUUUUCUCAAGAAGGCAGUCGACAUGGCAGCACCCCAUAGAAGUCCAACAGUCCUACAGAAGAUAAGAGAAAGCAAAUGCGAAAUGGACGAUGUUCAGAAGUCUUUAGAGAAACUCCGCAGUCUUUCUGAAGAUGAGAGGACAGAGUCUGGGAUGUUGCGGUCAAGGAUUGACGAGCAAUCAAGUUUGAUUUGCAUUUUGAAACAAAGAGCAGAUGAGAUGCUUCUUCGCUGUCAAGCUCUAGAGGAGAUCAACUCUGAAUUAGAAAACCUUAGAGCAAAGAAGCAAAAAGAACUUGACAAUGAAAAGAAGAGAUCCAUGCAGUUGGAGCAAAGAUUUAUGAGUCUGGCAGCCAACCAUCAAGAACUGAUCAAUUUCAAGGACGAGUUUAAAAGACAGAAUGCCAAACUAAAACUGGAAAACCAACGACUUCAGGAGGACAACGAGAAACUUUUCUCUAAAGAUCUACAAGAUAAAGAGGCUGUUAUUCUGAAAUUAACACAAGAAUUAAAAUACCUCGCUGAGCAACACAGAAGUCUUAAUAAUGAAUACCAGGAAAAAACAACUGAAUUCCAUACUAAACUGAAAGAACUCAUGGGUCUCCACCAAACUAAGGAGACAUCUUUACAAGAUGAAUUGCGUGAUUCUCAAAGACAGCUAAAGGAUUCAUUAGCAAUGUGCACAGAGCUUGAUCAACGGCUUCAUGCAGCAAGACAGAGAGACUUAAUGAGAGAGACACAGAUGCACAAAGAAAUUGCUGUCUUGGCCAAGGAAAAGGACAAAUUCUUGGAUCUAUCGAUGCAAAGAGGGAAAAUAAUACAGGACAAACAGGUGGAAGUCCAGCAGUUGGAGACAAAAAAGCAAGAGGCUGAAAAAGCCAGGGCUGAUGCUGAACAACGGUUUGAAAGCGAGUCAGCUAUGGUGAAUGCCAGUCUGAAAGUCCAAGACCUCCAGCAUGCUCUUGAUGAGUCUGUCAAGACUUGCAACCAGUUGAAGAAGGAUUUUGAAGCCUAUAAAAACCACAGCACCGACCUGCUUGAAAAGGAAAAGGCGUUAAAUUCAAAACUGCGCCAUAUGAUGGGUUAGGACCACCAUUCCAUCCAUC